Moneuplotes crassus is the source of this 1092-nucleotide messenger RNA. The record is from the annotation of a GenBank genome assembly. Lineage: Eukaryota; Ciliophora; Spirotrichea; Euplotida; Euplotidae.
UUAACUCUUAAUCCCAAUAAAAUAUGAGCUCACACGGAAAAGAAAGUGAAGGAGGUAGUAUUUACGAGAAGUUCAAGCAAAACACCCAGAAAAUAUUCAACGAGGACAGCUUCAAACAAGGCCUUGAUAAAGGAUAUCAGAUGCUCCACGAGAGACAGAUUUCCAAAUAAUAGCAAUCGCAAGCAUGAUCAUAAGGAUCGUAGAAAUUAUUCAGAAGUCAAACCCAAGUCAAGAAAUAAUGAACAGGAUUUUGAUGAAGCUAAGCAUGCCCGCGUGAGUAGCAUGAUAAGCCACCAGAAUCCAUCCUUUAACUCCUCGAUAAAGAAGCCAGGGCUGAAGAUAAAACUUUCUCCUAAGAAAAAUUCGGGCAACCCAAUAAAACUAGAUAAGAAUUUGAAAAAUAUUGAGAAAAGGAUCUUACAAAAAAUGAAGAACAAGAAUAACCCAUCUAGCCCACCGUCGCUGACUAAAAUGCCUUCUAUUGAAAGAGCGAACUCUCCUAGCUUCAUGCCAUCAAGUUCUAGUGCGAUUAUGAGCAAUGAGUACUCUCACAGUAAUGCUAAGAACAGCAGGUACAAGGACAUCGACGACAACGAUAGUGCUAUUAUCAACCUUGCUAAGGCUAAACUUAGUCAAAGGAAUGAUAAAAAUAAGAUGUCUCAGUCUAUAAGACAGACGGUUGCAGGGUCUUUUAGGCCUAAUGAUCCAAAUUCUAUUAUGAACAGCAUCCAGGUUCCCAAGCCUAUGAAUGAUCAUCGCUCUGAGUACGACAUGUACAACAGUUAUGGCUCUAGCAAUGGCUUUGGUGGUGAAAAGAGACUAAGUAACAAAAUGAUAUUGAAAAUAAAAGCUUCCUUUAAAUACCGGGAUGAAGUAGAAACAGCUGAAACAGACUCAUUCUUCUCUAGCAAGUUCAGUAAGUUUAACGUUCCUCCUCAAGGAGAUGGGAGACCUUUCAUGAAUCCUAACAGAAACAUGGCUGAAGGAAUGAUCAACACGCAAGGAAACGAGAAUAAGGGACCUACUAAUUUUCCUAUUAUUUCUAAGAAAGUCCCUGAUUGCAAUAAUGGAAGCCUACCUUCCAUUAAAUAA